Messenger RNA from Funneliformis caledonium, 414 nucleotides. Lineage: Eukaryota; Fungi; Glomeromycota; Glomeromycetes; Glomerales; Glomeraceae. The record is from the annotation of a GenBank genome assembly.
AUGGCAGACAUUGAAGAGAUCAUUGAUUUAUAUGCGGAAAUCCCUUCUUUUCAUGAGAAGUAUUCAGGUCUUCUUAAACAACUGCCCCCAUCAAUAAUAAAUGAGGCAUGGAAGCGUUUAACAACCCGAAAGCGCAAUUCACUCUCUGCUAUUGAUGCCAGCUAUGAAGAUCCUAGUAUAGAGGCACUUUUAAGACGUGAAAUUGUAAGAUAUGAUCAAAAAAAGAAACGGCAAUUAACUAAUAGUUUAUAUAUAUACAGCAUGGAAACUGUGACACAAACAGGAACUACUGAUUUCUCAGACAAAGUGGAUAAAGCAACGCAAACAGAAGAUAUUAAUUUCUUGGCUAAAAUAGAGCAAGCUAAUAUAUUAUUAAUGAGUGCAAUAAAUAUUUUGGCAAGCCUUCGCUCAUAA